AUGGAAGGCCAGCAGCUGGUGGAGGAGAAGCUGAAGGAGGUGGCAAAGGAGCUGCUCGCGCUGCGGGCAGAGCAUGGUCGGCUGAAGAACGAGUACGAUGUGGCUGUGGAGAAUGUCUCGCUGCUGGCGCAGGAGAGAGACGAGGCGCUGAGGACCAUCGCCGAGCAAAAGGCAGAGAUCGACGCUCUCAAGACGCGCUCGCUCGUCCAAUCGCUCCGGCCGGAUCCGGCAACACUCAAGGCGCGGAGAAAGACUCUGGCCGCAAGGAGAAAGACCGGCGCCGUGGCGUCGCGCAAGGGAGUUGCAAAAAGCCGCCAGCGGCCCACCACCGCAACGUCGGCCGGUGACGCCGACGACGGCGAUGGAUCGGAUGUCGCGCCCGACCACGCCGCACUUGCUGCGGCCAAGACCGAGCGCCGGAAAGAGCGCGAGCGCGAGCGCGAGGACCGCCGCGCUGCAGGUGUACAGCCUCCGGCCACAGCCACUGUCGCGACUGGCGAGCGGGCCGGGGCGUACCGCCCCACCGGUUCGGGCCUCGAGCUGAUGGCACUCUCGCCGGCUGCCAACUACCGACUGGACAAGGCGUUCAAGACCGGAUGGCUCCGCAAGCGCGGCGGAAAGACGUUCACCCCGUUCCGUCGGCGCUUCUUUGUCUGCCGCGACGCGUACGUCUUCUACUACAAGUCCGAGUCGGACAUUGCUCCCACAGGGUACAUUCCGCUCGACGGCUGCGCCCUGGUAGCCAAGGCUGCCUCGGCCGGGCACUACCCGUUUGACAUUGUCCACGCCACCCGGCGCAACUUUGUUCUCGAGGCUGCGUCAGAGUCGGAGCGCGAGGACUGGAUGAUGGUUCUCUCCAACCGCAUCGUCGCCGUCGCCGCCGAGCUCGAAUACGAGCGGGUUGUCGAGGAGCAUCGAGUGGCGGCAACGUCGCCGAGCGGCGAGUACGCGAACCAUCCAGGGCUCACCCAGCUUCAGCGCCCGCGCAAGGCCUCCAUUGCCGCCCACGUCGUCACGCCCGCCAUGCGCCGCGCUAUCUCGGAGCAGUCGCGGCGGCUGACCGAGCGCCGGAUGUCGGCAACAGCCGCGGCGUCGACUGCUGCCGCGGCGUCCGCCACCGCCGCUGCCGCCACAGGCGCGGGUACCACCGCCGCCGUCGCACCUUCGCGCCAUACGCUCGGCACCCUCAACACCAUGGUCGCCAACUGGCAGUCCAAAUCGCAUUUGGGCGGCGGGACGGUCCACGAGCGUGCGCUCGCCCAGGCCGCCUCCGAGUUUGCGUAUCUGUUGGAGGAGUCGGCCAAGCUGCGCGGGCACGGGGAUGCCGCCGCCGCCGACCGCAUCGACGCCAUCCGUGACGGCCUAGUCGUCGACUACGCGUCGUCGGCAUUCCCACCGCCGGCUCCGGUAAGCUAAGUCGUGUGGCGUUUACUCGGCCCCGCCACUAUUGUUCUUGACAGAAAACAGUGAGGCGACGCCUGGGCCGCCGGCGCCGUCGGCUGCAAGCAUGGACCGGAUCUGGCCCGGCAAGCCGCCGGCGGAGAUCUGAAGGUCGGUGGGGAGGAGGGCGACAUUGUUGCCGAGAGCGGCAAACAUGCGGGCCUGGCCUGCGGCGUAGGCCUCGAUGAGGGCGAGCUGGACAGCGAGCGGGUUCUCGGACGCCUCGCCCUGCGCUGCGGCGACCGAGCGGAUCUUCUCCACCUCGGCCAUAGUGGCGGCGCGCUUGGCGUUGGCAUCGGCGUUGGCCUGGACUUGGAUGGCGG
Messenger RNA from Thecamonas trahens ATCC 50062, 1763 nucleotides. RefSeq lists its product as uncharacterized. Gene Ontology annotation, biological process: signal transduction. The transcript is spliced from 2 exons. NCBI's taxonomy places the organism in Eukaryota, Apusomonadida, Apusomonadidae. Gene Ontology annotation, molecular function: SH3 domain binding. The record is from RefSeq and is a predicted model, not a curated record. The coding region runs from base 1 to 1416 and encodes 471 amino acids.